AUGGCUCCCAAGGUAUUCUCCACGACCGCGGCACUGCUGUGGGCGCUUCAGGCAACGCAGCCCGUCCAGGCCAAGCUCGAAGCAGAAGAGACCGACACGCACCUUGUCCUCUCGAACGACAGAUUCCACACCGAAGUCGACAAGAGCCGCGGCACUGUCUCGUCCCUGGUUCUCGAUGGUCAAGAUCUUCUCGGUCCUCGCAGUGGCAAUUCUGGUCAAGGGCCGUACCUCGACUGCUAUUGUACCCCCAGCGGAUUUUGGACACCAGGCCGGUCAGAGCCCGAGUUCGAGCUCUACUCUGGCACCGACUCUACAGGCACUGACUAUGGCGGCAUCCGCAUGGCUGAUACGUACCUGCCCACUGGUCAGGUCCUUGAGCAAUACUGGUUCCUCCGCGACGGCGAGACUGGACUGCAUACCUUCAGCCGUGUGGCAUACCACAACGAGACCACGCCAUUCUUGAGGAACCUGCAGGAGCUCAGAGUUUUGUUCCGCCCGAGUUCUGACAUGUGGACGCAUCUGCUGUCCAAAAAGGGCAACUAUGCCCCUCUGCCCAACUUUGACAACCAAGGCGAGUGGCCUGUUGUGCAGGACGCGACGUGGUAUCUCGGCAACACGCCCGAUGAUCCCUACGUUGUGGAGAUGGCGGACUACUUCACCAAGUACACUUUCUCUGACCCUUUCAGAGAUCUCGAUGCAUACGGCCUGUUUGCUGACGGAUCCAACACCGAGGAUGGGUCGACCUUUGGCGCCUGGAUGGUCAUGAACACCAAGGACACGUACUUCGGCGGUCCUACGCACUCUGACCUGACGGUCGACGGUAUCGUCUACAAUUACAUCAGCUCGAACCAUCACGGUGACCAGACACCCAACAUCACCAAUGGUUUCGACCGCACCUUUGGUCCACAAUAUUACUACUUCAACAAGUAUCCCGAAGGUUCUGACAUACUUGAGCUCCACGCCGAUGCAGCGCAGUUUGCCGACCCUGAGUGGAACGCCGAGUUCUAUGACUCCAUUGCCGAGCACGUGGCCAACUACGUCCCCUCGUCGGACCGCGCCACGUGGAAGCUCCAUGUUGACCUCCCGAAGAACGCAGAGCGGGCCCUGGCAGUCCUCUCCCAAAACGGCGUCGAUUUCCAGGACAAUGUGCUCGACACGGAAGCCUACCAAUACUGGGGUGAAAUCGACGCAGAGGGAUACGCCACCAUCCCCAUGGUGAAAGCGGGCACGUAUCGCCUGACCAUCUACGCCGACAACAUCUUCGGGUACUAUGUCAAGGACAACGUCGUGGUCGAACCAUCAGGCAAGGGCAAGAACAAGCACGACAAGCGGCACAUGACCCACGCUCGCUGGCGCGAAGAGACGGAAGGCAAGGAGAUCUGGCGCAUCGGCAAACCCGACCGGUCGUGCGCCGAGUACCUCCACGGAGCCGCCCCCGACAAGGAGCACACCCUUGAGCCAGAGCAGUACCGCAUCUACUGGGGGGAUUGGGAUUACCCCACAGACUUCCCGGACGGCGUGCACUUCAAGGUCGGCGAGUCGGACGAGGCCAAGGACUGGAACUACAUCCACUGGAGUGUCUUUGGCGGCAAGGCCAACUACGAGCGCCCCGAGACCUACGUCGGCACGGGAGACGUGAACAACUGGACCAUCUCGUUCGAUCUGGAGCGGGACCAGAUUCACCGCAAGCGCCAAGCUACAUUCACGGUGCAGCUGGCCGGCGCAAAGACGGCUGCGGGCAACACAGAUAGGUUCAAUGCCUCGGAGCCGCACGCUAACCUGCAGUACACCGUCAGUGUCAACGGUCAGGAUCUCGAGCCAUGGAUUAUCCCCUACAACCAGAGCAGCUCCUGCGGCGUGCGGUCUGGCGCGACCUGCUACAACGUCGGCCACAAGUUCGAGUUCCACCCCAGGCUGCUGAAGGAGGGCGAGAACGAGCUGGUGCUCAGCCUGCCGUACAAUGCCACCAACUACGAGCCUGCUAAGCUUGCAGAGUCGGUGUAUGUGCAGUACGAUGCUCUUCGAUUCGAGAUUGUGUAG
Molecule: messenger RNA, 2040 nt
Organism: Emericellopsis cladophorae
Lineage: Eukaryota; Fungi; Ascomycota; Sordariomycetes; Hypocreales; Bionectriaceae
Exons: 3
Coding region: 1-2040 (679 amino acids)
Biological process (GO): carbohydrate metabolic process
Molecular function (GO): carbohydrate binding; catalytic activity
Source: RefSeq, a predicted model, not a curated record